AUGACACGAACAUUUGUUGAUUUCUUGGCUUUAUAUGGGCAUUUUGGUGGAGAGGAUUUAAGUGACGAGGAGGACGAAGAGGAUAGAGACGAAGAAGAAGGCAGAGAUGAUGAGGAUACGGAGGAGAUAUCACCAUUGAUUAGAAGAGCUCAAGCGAAUGCCGUACAGGGAACAGCUACACCAGCAAAAGCUGUCUUUCUACUACUAAAAUCGUUUGUGGGAACUGGUGUCAUGUUCUUACCAAAGGCAUUUUACAAUGGUGGAGUGUUGUUUUCAACCGGUUUAUUGUCUUUCAUAGCUCUGGUCUCACUGUACACCUUUUUAUUGUUGGUCGAAACCAGAAGCAAAAUUCCAGUAUCAUUUGGUGAUAUUGGUGGUAUAUUAUUUGGCGCCAAAAUGCGAUUCGCUGUUUUGUUGGCUAUUACUUUUUCUCAGAUCGGCUUUGUUUGUGCCUAUAUGGUGUUUGUCGCACAAAAUGUCCAAGCAUUAAUUGAAUCCAUAUCACAAUGUGAUCUACGUAUUGAUUUACACUAUCUAAUUCUUGCACAAAUUUUGAUUUUCGUACCAUUGGCCAUGAUCCGCAAAAUACAAAAACUAUCUGCAUUUGCAUUGAUAGCAGAUUUGUUCAUCUUGAUCGGUUUGAUAUACCUCUAUUACUACGAUUUCUUAACUCUGUCUAGCCAAGGGAUCGCUGACGUUGAAUGGUUACUCAAUUACAAGUCGUUUCCUAUGUUUAUUGGAACUGCGGUUUUCACGUAUGAAGGUGUAGGAUUAGUUAUUCCUAUUACUGAAUCCAUGAAAGAGCCAGAGAAAUUCCCCAAAGUACUCUCCGGCACGAUGCUAUUCAUUACUUGUAUUUUUGUUAGUGUGGGCUUUAUUUCUUAUUUAGCUUUUGGUAGUCAAGUGCAAACGGUCAUUUUAUUGAAUAUGCCUGGUACCAGUGUCGUAAAUACUGUUCAAGGUCUCUACGCUCUAGCCAUUUGUUUAUCCAUUCCACUGCAACUAUUCCCUGCUAUACGUAUUGUAGAAAAUGGACUGUUUACACGCUCUGGCAAAUAUAAUACCAUGGUCAAAUGGCAAAAGAAUGUUUUCCGCUUUGUAGCCGUUAUUUUAUGUGCUUGUAUAGCCAUUGGAGGCUCAGGAGAUUUGGAUAAAUUUGUCUCUUUGGUUGGCUCACUAUGCUGCGUACCACUCUGUUUCCUAUUCCCCCCUCUAUUUCAUUUGAAGGCUAUUGCGAACACCUGGAGACAAAAAGCAAUUGAUAUUACUAUUAUUAUAUUCGGUAUUUCUGCACAAUUAUACACGACUGCCAUCACAAUUGCUUUAUGGUCAGAAAGUGGGGAGUCGGCUCCUAUAUCGAGAUGUCCCAAUUAA
Messenger RNA from Mycotypha africana, 1374 nucleotides. Its product is annotated as transmembrane amino acid transporter protein-domain-containing protein. Gene Ontology annotation, molecular function: amino acid transmembrane transporter activity. The transcript is spliced from 4 exons. The record is from RefSeq and is a predicted model, not a curated record. NCBI's taxonomy places the organism in Eukaryota, Fungi, Mucoromycota, Mucoromycetes, Mucorales, Mycotyphaceae. Gene Ontology annotation, biological process: amino acid transmembrane transport. Bases 1 to 1374 code for a protein of 457 amino acids.